This is a messenger RNA of Polychytrium aggregatum, 1442 nucleotides long. Its product is annotated as thiamine diphosphate-binding protein. Gene Ontology annotation, molecular function: catalytic activity. The coding region runs from base 238 to 1419 and encodes 393 amino acids. The record is from RefSeq and is a predicted model, not a curated record. Gene Ontology annotation, biological process: response to nutrient; branched-chain amino acid catabolic process. The transcript has 9 exons. Lineage: Eukaryota; Fungi; Chytridiomycota; Chytridiomycetes; Polychytriales.
UCGAAGCCGACACCGACGGGGCCGAUCAUCCGGCGGCCAUCCGGCGGCCUUCCCGGCCUUCUUAAAGCUGGCUGGUACCGCCGCUGUCCUUUCGCUCUUUUGCUUCCUCUGCUUCCUCUGCUUCGUCUGCCUUUGCCCCGGAGCAGCGUGCAUCUGCCUUGGUCUGUGCCCCACCCCCUCCUCCCAGCCUCGUCUCCCGGUUUCUCCAGCUCCGGACUCUGCUGAAUCUCUGUUGCCAUGCUCGCCCUGCGCCGCUCCACCCAUCUCCUGACCAAGGGCUUUUGCUCGCCCGUCUCCGUUCGCACAUUUGCAUCGCCGUCCGGCAACCCUCCUCCCGCUGAGGGAUUCAUGCCCGGUGUGUCGUCGUCCAAAUUCAUCAAGAACACCUCCGAGCAGGUCUUUGCCAACUCGGAGCUCAAGCACCUCAAGAAUGGCGAGACCAAGAAGUUGAACCUGUUCCAGGCCAUCAACGAGGCCCUCCAUACCGCCCUGGUCACCGACAACAAAGCGAUUAUUUUUGGCGAAGACGUCGCUUUCGGCGGUGUGUUCCGAUGCACCAUGGGUCUCGAAGCCAAGUUCGGCAAGGCCCGUGUCUUCAACACCCCUCUCACCGAACAGGGUAUUGCGGGCUUUGCAAUCGGUGUUGCCGCUACCGGCUCCACGGCCAUCGCCGAGAUCCAGUUCGCCGACUAUGUCUUCCCCGCCUUCGAUCAGCUGGUCAACGAGGCCGCCAAGUACCGCUACCGGUCGGGCGACCAGUUUGAUGUCGGGGGCCUGACUGUUCGUAUGCCCUGUAUGGCUGUCGGCCACGGCGCCCUCUACCACUCGCAAUCCCCCGAAGCUUACUUUGCCCACACCCCGGGCCUCAAGAUCGUCGUUCCCCGCUCCCCCAUCCAGGCCAAGGGUCUGCUCCUGGCCUCGAUCCGCGAUCGUAACCCCGUGAUCUUCCAGGAGCCCAAAAUCCUCUACCGAGCUGCUGUUGAGCAAGUCCCUGUCGAUGAUUACGUGCUCCCCCUGGGCAAGGCUGAGGUUCUGAAAGAAGGCAAGGACGUCACCAUUGUCGGCUGGGGAUCCCAGCUCUAUGUCCUGGAGAACGCAAUCGCCCUUGCCGAGAAGCAAAUGCCUGGGCUGAGCUGUGAGCUGAUUGAUCUGCGAACCAUCCUCCCCUGGGACGUCGAGACCAUCGCCAAGUCCGUCAACAAGACCGGCCGCUUGAUCAUCUCGCACGAGGCUCCCGUCACCAUGGGCUUUGCCUCCGAGAUCGCCUCCAAGAUUCAGGAGCGAUGCUUCCUCCGACUCGAGGCUCCCAUCCAGCGCAUCUGCGGAUACGACACUCCCUUCUCCCUCGCCUUUGAGAAGUUCUACAUGCCCAAUGCCCACCGCUGCUUCGAUGGCAUCAAGCGAGUCAUGGAGUACUAACAGCCGGGCGAGCGACUCUCAUG